UACAACACACUUUUUUUUCAGUAAUUGGUAUAAGAUUUCAGAAAUGAGUAUCAAGAAGACAUCGACCAUUAUCAAAUAUGAAAUAUAUGUGUGAAAUCAUCUCGAAUCAACCGCCAUGAAGCCGCAUAUUAAACGGUGACCUAUUCUUUUAAUUUCUAAAUGCUGCAGGUUAGAAAAUUUCGAAUAUUCGGUGAACAAAAAUGAGUUUAUACAGUGUAUGCAAAACGGAUAAUAAUUUAAAUCAAAUAAAUGAUUACUGUGAUUGGUUGGAUGACACGAACAAAUUAGAUGAUUCGAUUACACGACCUAGAGAUGAUAAACCACCAUAUAGUUAUGCCAGUUUGAUACGACUUGCAAUUAGUAAUGCUCCAAAUGGUAAAAUGACUUUAUCGGAAAUAUAUCAAUUUAUUAUACAUACGUUCCCAUAUUAUCGAGAUGCUGGUACAGGGUGGAAGAAUUCAAUUCGCCAUAAUUUGUCGUUAAAUAAAUGUUUUAGUAAAGUAGCUAGAAGUAAAGAUGAUCCUGGUAAGGGGAGUUACUGGGCAAUUGAUUAUAAUUAUAAUCAAGAAGAUUCCUUUGUACGAAAACGAAAAUGUAAUUCAGCAUUUCGGAAUGUUCCAUAUAGUCCACAAAGUAAUGAAAAUAGUCGUAGCGAUUGGAAUAUAUAUCCAACAAAAAUCACCGAUACAUCUGAUGAUACAACCCAAACAUCUACGUCAUACAUGCAGCAACAAACUUCCAAACCGGCCAACAAUAAUGAAUCGGACAUAGAAUUAUGUCAACGUAUUGGUUUAACCAACAAAGAAGAAUUCCAUAACGUAUUAACUCAAUUAUUAGAACAAUGUAAUGAAGAUAAUAUAAUCAAUAAUAAUAAUAAUAAUAAUAAUCAUACAGAAAGUACAAAUAUACAAGAGUCAAAUAAUAUAAAUUGUGUUCGAACUUCAUCAGAGUUCAUUUAUGAUGAUCCAUUACAACAAAAUAAUGAGAAUCAUAUAAUUAAUAAAGAAUGUAAUUUUUUAGAUAUAUCAUGUAGUAAAAUCGUUUAUUUAAAAUAG
Molecule: messenger RNA, 1055 nt
Organism: Chrysoperla carnea
Lineage: Eukaryota; Metazoa; Arthropoda; Insecta; Neuroptera; Chrysopidae
Product: forkhead box protein I1-like
Exons: 4
Coding region: 201-1055 (284 amino acids)
Biological process (GO): regulation of transcription by RNA polymerase II
Cellular component (GO): nucleus
Molecular function (GO): RNA polymerase II cis-regulatory region sequence-specific DNA binding; DNA-binding transcription factor activity, RNA polymerase II-specific
Source: RefSeq, a predicted model, not a curated record